Adelges cooleyi (spruce gall adelgid) is the source of this 3532-nucleotide messenger RNA. RefSeq lists its product as uncharacterized. The record is from RefSeq and is a predicted model, not a curated record. The transcript has 12 exons. The coding region runs from base 469 to 3258 and encodes 929 amino acids. Gene Ontology annotation, molecular function: protein binding. Lineage: Eukaryota; Metazoa; Arthropoda; Insecta; Hemiptera; Adelgidae. Gene Ontology annotation, cellular component: plasma membrane.
CGCGGAGGUGGUCCGCCGUGAUACCCGUCACAAAUGCCCGCCGAAAGGCUGUAGAGUCCGUACUGUACUCUGGGAAUCCCUCCGGGAGCGCCGUCACGCGUGUUUGCCCGCUUCAGUGUUGUGCCGCGUGUACCGCGAACUAGUUACCGCUCGUUACCGCGUGGUAACCGGCCGCCACAAUUACACGGGUAUGAAUAUCAAAUUUUCGUCGUUGAAAAAAAUUAUCCCUUGUUUGAUUUUGCUGUUGCGUUGAAGUUAUGAAAAACGACCGUACAAUAUCCGGAUGUUACUGAAAUAUUAACAACAGUCUGGAUCGUUACGUUGAUGCGAUGGUCACAACAGAUGUGUGCGAAUUCGUCAUUAAAACGACGAUGCUCGUUACAUAACAUAAUGAAUUCAUCAGUUUCCACAUUAAUCUGCAUUAAUUCAGUUUUCCUCUGAGACUUAGCCAAGAAAUAAACACCGAUAAUGAAAACGUACUCGAGUUUGUGCGCAGUCCUAAGCUUUUGGUACAUAUUGACAUCAUACUCCGGGGAAGCCGAGUCUGGAACUUCCAUUAAAGGCAGAGUGGAUCACUGCAAUAAAACCGUUGAUAUUUACGAGGAUAUCAUAAGUCCUGAGGUGACACCCUUCAACUUUGGCAAACCUCUCUAUUGCUCAUACAGAUUUCGGUCGUUUAAAGGGACGCCCAAGGACUACAUACUCAGGAUAAGAUUCAAAAAAUUUAAAUUUGGAGUUUUGGUCAACGGGACAUAUUGUCAAGGAGGAUUUAUGCAGAUCCUCGACUAUGCUGGUAAAGGAAACGCAGUCAUCACCACGUCGAAAAAGGACGGGCUCGGGUCGUUUUGUGGGGAGAUCGAACAACCUCAGACGUUUUUGUCCGAAACCAGUUCCGUUAAAAUUAUAUUUCAGACGGACAACUAUACCGACCAAACGUAUUACAGCUUCGACUCGAGGGCAGAACAAGAGACUCAGGUGUACUUGCGAUUCGGACAACACCCGGAGCUGUACCCAAACAGGAGAGGCAUUCUGAACCCUGGCACCUACUGCGAUAGAACGUUUAGGGAAUGCCGUCUGCAAACGUGCUACGUUCAAAGCCCAGCGUACCCAGGAGUUUACCCCAGGAACCUGAGAUGCAACUACUGGUUAAAUACCAAAAACCCGUUCAUUAAACUUUACAUACAAAACGAAGAGUUCAACGUGGACGGCCAACGGUGUGAAAACAUCAUCACUUGUCCUAUGAGACCAAUCACUUCGGGAGCCGAGUAUUGUCCCUACGAUUACAUAAAAAUAUACGACGGUAAAAACGCUUCUAGCCCGGAAAUCGGAACGUUCUGCGGAAUGGGGAAAUUUCCGCAUUCAAUUGUUGGAACAAGCGAAGAUUUAUUCGUGGAGUUCGUCACGUCUUCAGCGGGACCACUUCUGAACACGGGUUUCCAUUUCAAUGUGGGCAACAUGCCGGGACACGUACAAACUGCAGGAAAAAGAAACGGAUCUUGUGAUUGGAUACUGUCGAGUGAAAACCUAACUGGCGGGCAUCAUACGGAGGGUAUUUUUAUGUCAAUUGCUCAUUGGUAUCCUCCACAUACAUCUUGUACGUAUCAUAUACUGGGACUUCCUAAUCAAGUAGUGCGGGUGUAUUUUCCUAGCUUUCGAGUGAACAGUAUUGAAAGCCCUGUUACCAGCGAUUGGAAUGGAGAUUGUGGCGAAAGUUUAACCCUAUAUGAUGCGCCGGAACCAGACGACACGAGAAUCAUUAAAACGUUCUGCGAUACAUUUUCAAAACCAGCGGAGAAACACGACUUCAUUUCCACCGGAAACUCGAUGUUCAUUCGUUUCGAAAGCAAGACCGGAAGCUAUUCUGGAUCGUCGUUGUACUAUUGGGCACAUUACGAUUUCUUUAACAACACCAAGUUCGGCACUGCCGUACCGGACACGGCUUGCGAUGAAGAAUUCGUAAGCUGGAAACCUUCAUCGGGAUACCUGCGAUCUCCCGUCAACACUUUAGUCUACAAACGUCAAGGGUCGUCGUCGACAGACUUGGAUUCAAAAUCUCACCCAAUAGUCUGCCGUUACAAAUUCAUGACGGACAUACGGCUGUACGCCAGGAUCGUUCUCAGAAUCGAAUCCAUUCAUUUUAAGGACCACCCUUACAAGACGCCGCCGGCGGACAAGGACACCAACAAUUGCUGGUACAGCGAACGCGACAAGUUGUUGGUGUGGGAACCGGACGACACCGAGGACGGGGCAGCAAGCCAAAACCGUAGUGCCGCGGUCGGUCGGCCGAAUUCGCACAACAAGCUGUGUCUGCACGACAACGUGAACGCGACCAAUUCUGGCGGCAACGGGGCCGGCAUCAAGUACGUGUCCAAGGGCAAUUCGCUGAACGUCGAGCUGAGCUUGAACCCCGAGUUCGCGGCCAUCAGCUACUUCAAGUACGACCCGCCACUGUUCGAGGCCAGGUACGAGUUCGUGCACGGGCCCUUGUGCGGUCCCGCCGUUGUCGAUGCGGUCAAAGAGGGCGAGCUGGUGUUCCCGCGGUACGACGCCAUGGGAUUCGCGGAGCCGCCCAACCAUCUCGAAUGCAUUUGGGAGAUUCGCGUGCACGACGAGAGCGACUUGUGGUUGCGCUUCGAUCAGGUAAAAUUCGUAUCCGAAGACUGUCGCGACGGCCGAUUAGAGGUGUACUUGCCUUCCAGGCCCGUCGACAGUCCGUUCAUGUCCGUUUGCGGACACAACGUAAGCAGGCUAAUCAAAACGCAACCGAUCAUGCUGACGUCCAAAGACCUGGAACCGCCGCCGCCCGCAAAGGCGGCCGGCGGACACGGCGACGACGGCCGUCACGUGCAAAUCCGAUUCGCCGGCGGCUCGUACCCGCACAAGACCGAGUUCAAAAUCGUGUGGACCGAACUGGCCCACGUGUCCCGGCACGCCGACGGCGUACCGGGAGCGUCCCGGCUGCAGCGGGACGACUCGUGCGAGUUCCGGUGUCCGCUCGACGAGCGGUUUUGCAUACCGAACAACAAGGUCUGCGACGGUAUAAUCGACUGUCCCGGGUUCGAAAACGACGAACACAAAGAAUUGUGCGACCAACUGUCGGGAAUUCGCUCGGCCGCGAAACCGUCGCCGUCGGUGGUGUUGGCCGUCGCGGUGGCCGUUGUCUUCGUCGGCCUGGCCUUGCUCGUCUCCAACAGUUGGCGCCGUCGAAGGCGUUUGGCCAGCACUAGGAGUACCGGUCAAACAGACACCACGGGUUAACGUCGAAGACACUAAAUUGGCCAAGACGAGUUCUACAAAAAUCCAUUCGCAAAAAAACAACAUGCACAGAAAAUUUGAUAAUAGUAAUAAUAAUAGGUAGGUAAUAUUAUUAAACUGGAUUCAACUCGCUCAUAUUUAUUCAAUAUACUCAUUUGACUUUUAUUAUUAUAAUAAUCGCCAUUAUUAUUUAUUAUUAAGGGUAGAUACCUAUUAUAUAUUAUAAUUUGUUGUAUAAUAUAUUUAUUGUUUCACUAAAAUGUUUAAUGUAUACCGA